Molecule: messenger RNA, 2820 nt
Organism: Oryza brachyantha (malo sina)
Lineage: Eukaryota; Viridiplantae; Streptophyta; Magnoliopsida; Poales; Poaceae
Exons: 13
Coding region: 406-2445 (679 amino acids)
Biological process (GO): regulation of double-strand break repair; chromatin organization
Cellular component (GO): nucleus
Molecular function (GO): DNA binding; histone binding
Source: RefSeq, a predicted model, not a curated record
ACAUUUUACGUCCCUAGGAUAAUAAAAGGAAUUGAGAUAACAGUAAGUUUUUAUGUCCCUAAGAUAAUAAAAAGAAUUGAGAUAAUAGUAAGAGGGGCAUUUGAGUAGUUGCUGAUGGUAAGAGUGACAAAUAGAUAAAUUCUCCCAGUUGCUGCCUCUACGGCAGAGGACACCGAGCUUGCUUCGAGUUCGACGCCGGUGAGGUGGCGGCAACUCAACUCAACUCCACCGCCUUCUCCCUUUCAGCGGAGCGGACCCACGGCCGGUCACUCCACUCGCCGCGCCUCCGCCUAACCCUAGCCCCGCCGGCGCCGCCCCCGGUCAAGUAGGAGCCGGCGACCGCAUUCCGGGCCGCCGGUGAGCUCGCAAAACCCCGCCCUCUCUCUCCCUCCAAGCCGAACGGCGAUGGACGGCGACAGCGGCGGCGUCGGCGAGGAUCGGUUCAAGAUCAGUGAAUUCAAAGAAGAAAUCCUGCAACUUGGUGCGCUUGCAUGUGAUGGAGAGGAAACCUCGCGGACAGAGCUAGUGGAGAAGUUGAACAAAUGUAACAAAGAUACGCUAGUCGAACUGAUCCGUUCAUUUGAUAUGACUGGUUCAAAAGCUAAUAGGAAGGAGGAACUUGUGACAAAAUUGAUGGAGUUCUUGAAAGUAGACUAUUCUACUACUGACAGUGCAAACCCAGAUAAGAUAAAUGACUUCAAAGAAGAAACCCUCCUACUUGCCGGGCUUGCAUUUCAUGAAGAAGAGGAAAAAUCACGGACAGAGCUACUGGAGAAGCUCAGCAAAUCUAACAAAGAUACUCUAGUUGAACUUUGUCGUUCAUUUGAUAUCCCUGGCUCAAAAGCUAACAAGAAGGACGAAUUAGUUAUAGUUAUGAUGGAGUUCUUGAAGGAACACUAUUCUGGCACUGAUGACACAGACCCAGAUAAGAAAACCAAGAAAAGAAGGCGUAAGAGUGAAGGAACAAAUUUAUCUGGUGGUAAACCUUUGAAGAAAAAGAAACUUGAUGGAACUGCACUGGAAAUUCAUGGAGAAGAGGAGGCCACUGGGGUUAAGUGUGAGGAGAAUAUAACACAAUACUCUGAGUGUGGUUUGGAGGACAACAAAAAUGAACUUGGUAAUCAUGAGAAAGGACGAUUUCCAAAGGAGAAGUCCAACCCUGAGCCUUCUGAAAGGAUAAGUGGCCAUGUGUCAGAAAAUUUUGAUGGAGCAGCUCUCACUGAAGUUCAAAUACUUUCAAAUGAACAAUCACUAUCUAAGACACCAUCUGCAGGGUUGGUUAGCACAGUUGGAGAUAGAACUGACGUGAAAACUUCUGGAAAGAAAAAUGCCUCUAUUACUAAGAAGAAAACAACCCCUAAGACAGAUCGCAAGGAAAAAUCUUGUGGUAAACAGAUGUAUAGAGGAGAUGUGAAACCUCAAAAACUGGCAGCAGUACCAAAUAGGGAUGAGCUGAGGCAAGCUGUCUUCUUGAUCUUAGAUUCUGCGGAUUUUGCGACGAUGACUUUUGGAGAUGUUGUGAAAGAAGUUGACAAAUACUUUGGCAAGGAUCUGUUUGAGAAAAAGCCACUUAUAAGAUCCCUGAUAGAAGAGGAGCUCUUUAGGCUAGGGGAGGAGGCUGAGAAGAAAGAACUGGAAGAGGAAGAAGCAGCAGAAGCAAAAGCUAGAGGUGAACAAGCUUCCAAGGAAUGGACAAAAGUUGGAGUUGAUUCGGGUAUAGACAAGGCAGAAGAACGUAAAGUUGCCAAGGAUGGGAAAUCCAAAGACGCUGCAAAGAACGAACAUUGCCAUAGUGUUGAAAAAGGUCUGGAAGGUGGGAUUUCUGUAGAGGUUGCUGCUGAGAACAUAAACAAAAGUGAUGCUGCUGAAAUUUCACAGGAUAGACGAUGUGAACAUGACAGAGAGAAUGAAAACAAUGGUGGUGACUUCACCAUGGAUGAUAAUGCUGUGCAGGAUGCAAACAGUGGUGAUCAUGUGGAAUCUUCCAGAGAUGGUAAGACUGAAAGGACAAAGAAGAUCAAUAAUGGUGAAGCCAUAGAUGGUUCUGAAGAUGGCAAAACUGAAGCAUCUAAUAGUGGAGAAAAUGCUGACACUAGAAAUGACAGCAACAAAAAUGGCGACAAAAGUGCACUAGAUGUUGAUCAUCGUGGAGCUGAAGAGUCUGACGGCAAAAAGAAUGGUGAGCAUGUAGCUUGUGUGGAAGAUGACAAAGCUCAUGAAGCUGGCAACACUGAGGGUGAAAAUGUUAUAUCCCACGAUACUGAAGACGGCAAAAGAAAAGAAGCCAUGGAAAAUGCAAGCACGGAACAAACUCUAACAGGCGCUGGUGAUGAUGGUAAAACUGGAGAUGCUGAGCACAACACCGACACCGAAGCUGAUGUCGAUUCUUGUGCCGAUGGUACUGCUGAGAAGGGGAAGACCAACAGUGACGCUGUAACUCUGUGAGCAAAACAGCGAUGGAAUGGCUCAGGUAGCACAGAUAUGCAGCUUUUGCAGGAAAUUACUACUGAUGAUGUCCUAACUUGAGUAGGAUUAGCUUGUGCAGGGUCAAUGUCAAAGUCAGAGGUUAGGUUUGGCCUUGCUGUAGUAGAUAGAAAUGUUCAAACUGCCAUGUAAAUUAUCUUAACUUGAGGAGGUGUAUAUUAUGUAGCCCAGGGGUGAUCUGAAGCCUGGAGCUGGGAAUUCCAGUCAUAUACAUGACUGCUGUAAAAGGAUUUGUAUCAAAGUUUAAACUUAAAACUCCUACUAGCAGAAGCAGUACUUCAUGCUCUGUUGGUUUCAGCUUACAACAUAAGACUGCAAAUUUAACAAAAAGUAUCG